GGCUCUAUGAGGUGUCUGCACAGCUCGCACAGCAAAGGCCUUGGAGAGCAGCAGGAAGCCAUUCGCCUCCAUUCUUUGUUUGUACAACGUUCCGCCACUCAGAGUUCCUGUUGUUCACCCAUUUUCAUGCAUAUACACAAUCUACGCAUUUAGAAGUAUAUAUUUCUUAUACUGUAGAUUAUCUGUUCAUAUGUGUGGAGACCUAUGUACAUGUCUCCACCACAACUUGUCUCGUACAGAAGAGGAAGGGGAAAGUACGAGUGAAAGGCGCGUGGACGCGGUGACAUGUCAAGGGUGACCAUGUAAAAAGGUUUUGAGUGAGUCGGACGGCAGCAGAUGCGCAACGAGGCUUCUUUCUCUGCACGAUGACUGAAGGAGUCUCUCCUCCUUGUAUUGGGGUGGGCACAACUACGCAGACCUCUGGUCGCACCCAUUUAGUUUGAACGCACAUGCAUGCGUCAGUCCGAACGUAAAACUCUGCGAACCUUGGCAUGCCGGUGUUUCGACCUACGCACAGCUGAAAAUCCAUUUGCACAUGCAUGCAUGUGAGGACCUCUGUGUAUGAGUCUUUCGCCGCAGCUGUUGAUUUGCAAUGCCAGACAGCCGGGAAGAAGCAGCCGCGAGACUUGGACUGGCCACCGAGGACAAGUCUGUGUUUCGCAUGUCGCCUGUUGGUUUUGCCUCGUUGUUCGACGCGCUUGUGUCCUAGAGCACCGAUAGAGACAAAGACUCCUUGUGGAGGCUGGAGGCACUUAAUAAUUAGCGAUGUUCCAGGGGAAUGGACGAGGAAUCUGAGUCGGAUCUUCGUGCUGCGAAAUCGUUCCCAGUGCCUCCGAUCUGUAUUUCUUUUGAUCUCCAGCUUCUUCUCUUUUUUCGAGUUCUCGCGCCGUGUGUCUGCGUUGUACGCAGUUUCUAUUGCCUUCCUAAGCGCUUUCUGGGAGGAAAAUGUCGCCAUGUGAGGCGCUUCUCUCCAGAGGUCGUUCCGCAGCUCUAGCGCUCUCUGUCUCGUGCUCCCGCCCGAGCGCCGGUUGCCCUUCUCUCCCUGCGCGUCUGCCGCGGAACUCCGUCUUCACUCCUGAACCGCACAGCGCCUGUCCAACCUUCGCACACACAUACACUCCAGAGGAACGUCCGGAGAGCGAGCGCAGGCGUCGGCUGUUCCGCGCCUCCCCCGCCCUCGCGAGUCCUCGCCGCGGAUUCGCGAGUGGUUUGGCAGGGAAGGAUGCAAUACGCGUCUGCAACAGAGACAACAGCUGGUCCAAGUGGAGCGGCAGCGACCGCAGCCGCUUCUCGAUUUGUCGCUUGGAGCUGAAAUCCCUUCCAAGGAUCCAGUUCUCAGGGAGAAUCAUCGUCGUGCGGACACUCGCCGAUGACGCCGCGGCAUCAGAGGCGCUCCUCAAAACUGCCUCUGCGUCUUGCGGGGCGGCGUCCGACCUCGUGCUCGGUUACGACUCUGAGCAUGACCCUCUCGCUGUGUCAGUGGGCGGGGACUUGCCUCCGUCGCUGUCCCUCUUCGCCUCGCUCUCUCCGCGGCCGCCUCUCGCUCUGAUUCAGCUCGCCAGUCCGACGGUUGCAUGCAUUUGGCAGCUCUCUGCUCUCGGUGGGUUGCCGCCGGGCCUCACGGCUCUGCUGCUCCGGGCCGAUGUGGUGAAAGUGACUCAGGGCGCGACGGGUGAAGUGGAGGCUCUGCAGCGCGAGUUCGGCGUGUCGCCCAGGAAUUUCCUUUGUCUGCAUGCAGCGGCGAUUGCGCUUGGCUGCGCCACAAACAGCCGCUCUCUCCAGGCGCUCUGCGGCCUGUUCCUCGAACGCUUUCUGGACAAGAGUCUCCAGCUGAGCACUUGGAGCCGCGACGCGCUCUCCCCUGAGCAGUGUAUGUACGCCGCUACGGAUGCGUACGUUUCGCGGCAAGUGCUCUUUGGCAUGCGCGAGCAAGUCGUUCCCAAAGAAGUCAUGCGUCUCGUGGAGGCGCAAGCCACUCUGCAGUUGAGGUGUACGCAGAACGAGGACAGCGAAAGGAGGGAAACAGCCGUGUCAGGCUCUGUUGCCGCGUCUGGAGAUACCAAGGAGGCGGAACGCGGUGGGGGCGGAAAGUGCGAGGCUCAUGCCGAUGCGAACCUUCUUGUGGAUUGUGCGUUCGAGACAGGGUACGACAGUCUCGACCCAGAGGGCGGGACGGCCGAGUCGAAGUUAUGCUUGAGACAAGACAGCGAAGACGCUCUAGGCGACACGGACUGUCUGGAAGCGGCGAGAAGCCACCCGUCUGUGUGUCAAGGAAGCCGAGGUUUGCAGGUAACACCGGAAGGCGAGAAACGAGGCGGGAGACGGGGCUUGAGGGAAACUUCAACAGUCGGGCACGCGCAGCAAACUGAGGGUCGCACGGAGACACCGGAGCUAGGUGAAGAGUCGGAACAUCGCGAGUCUGGGUCAGAGCCCAAAAGCGGAAUUGUCCGGAGUAAACUGCAGGGCGCGCGCUGCGACAGAGAGGUUUUUGUAGCGACGCUGUCGAGACAGGAGUCAGAGUCUGAGAGGACGAGGAACUCGCCAGUUCUCAAACACGUGACUGGGACGCAGGCGACCCAAAUGGAGGAGACGGCGCUGGACCAACUCUGCGACGGUUCUGUGAAAGCCAACGAUCCGGAUCAGCGAAACAGAGUGGAAUUCGACCGAGAAGGAGAAGCGAGCGGCACUGGGACAGAGAGCGCCUCGCCAAGGCAGAACGCUGGACAAGCCUGGGUUUCGUUGAAAGAGACUUGCGUUGAACGCGGAUGGCGAUUGGAAUGCACACGACUGGAAAGCUGCAGAAACGGCUUCAGAAGCGUUUUCUCCGUCAACUCCGGAGUGUCGGGUGUCUUCGUCGCCAAGAGUUCUGAGGCGCACACAAAUUUGCGGGCGGCGCAAAAUGACGCAGCUGCGCAAAUGCUGACCCUGCUUGCUCCGCUUCUCACACGGAAACGAGAAGUCUAGACGUAGAGUCCACCCAGGAUUGUGAAAUCCAACUCGUUUCGCUGUCCUAAUCCACUCUGGGGCGUCCACGCUCCACGGCUGCAGUGGGGCUUUCGAACCACGGCUUCCUUGCACCCAAGCGUGCAAAGGUCGAGAAGCGUAAAAGUGUAUUUGUUUGUUUCCUAGCGUACACACGUUUUUGUCUGCACUCCGUGGCGUAGGGGGACGGCCAUGGUCUGCGGCCGUCGGACAAUAACCAGCAUUUAACGAUUUCUUGGGAAUUAGCCAGCCUUGGUCUGGCUCAAGGAACCGGUUUUCUUUCGCCG
This is a messenger RNA of Toxoplasma gondii ME49, 3269 nucleotides long. Its product is annotated as 3'-5' exonuclease domain-containing protein. Gene Ontology annotation, biological process: nucleobase-containing compound metabolic process. Bases 946 to 2964 code for a protein of 672 amino acids. The record is from RefSeq and is a predicted model, not a curated record. Lineage: Eukaryota; Apicomplexa; Conoidasida; Eucoccidiorida; Sarcocystidae. Gene Ontology annotation, molecular function: nucleic acid binding; 3'-5' exonuclease activity. The transcript has a single exon. Gene Ontology annotation, cellular component: cytoplasm; nucleus.